AUGAAGAGUACAAAUUUCAGGAAUUUCUCAGUUAAUUCAAUUACUCAAUUUGAUUCAUAUUUUGUUGCAGGUUUAGAGUUAGAGACUAAUUAUUUACAAGAUUCAAGCCAUUUCGGGCAUGUUUUGAAAGGAUUCGAAGGGUUUCUUUCUUCAUCCAAGAACACUGCAAACUUGAAGAGAUCUAGGAAGUUUCAGCCUGAAGAUAGAUUGUUUUCUUUGUCAUCGGUCACGUCUCCAGAGGCUGAAGAACUCGGAGUUCGACAGGAUGAUGGAAGAUCCGACCGGUCUAAGGGUGGAGGCUUAGCUGCCAAUGGCCAAGGGAAACCAAAGAAGGGAAGAACCGCAUCAUCGGCGAGGGACAGAAAGAGAACCAGGCCAUCGAGUGAACAAGAUUUCGAUGACGAAGAUGAUCCUGAUAUGAGCUUGAGAUAGGUUAGAUAGCUACUUAAAACUUUGAUUGUAUUAUGUUCUUUGUAAUGCAUAGAAUUAUAAAUGUAAAUUGCUAGUUUAGCUUCAAUUGUAUUGUAUCUUUUAGACCUGAUUUGAUGCGUUGGC
Messenger RNA from Hibiscus syriacus, 555 nucleotides. RefSeq names its product chromatin modification-related protein eaf6-like. The transcript is spliced from 6 exons. Gene Ontology annotation, cellular component: histone acetyltransferase complex. The coding region runs from base 1 to 432 and encodes 143 amino acids. Lineage: Eukaryota; Viridiplantae; Streptophyta; Magnoliopsida; Malvales; Malvaceae. The record is from RefSeq and is a predicted model, not a curated record.